Cyclopterus lumpus (lumpfish) is the source of this 1332-nucleotide messenger RNA. RefSeq names its product reticulon 4 receptor-like 1b (gene rtn4rl1b). The transcript has 3 exons. Gene Ontology annotation, molecular function: protein binding. The coding region runs from base 1 to 1332 and encodes 443 amino acids. Lineage: Eukaryota; Metazoa; Chordata; Actinopteri; Perciformes; Cyclopteridae. Gene Ontology annotation, cellular component: plasma membrane. The record is from RefSeq and is a predicted model, not a curated record.
AUGGGCUGCUGUGCGCUGGAGUUCCUGCUGGUUCUCUGUGGGCUUGAGUUUUCCUGGUCCUGCCCCCGUCACUGUAUCUGCUACACUGCACCCACCACCGUCUCUUGCCAAGCCCAUAACUUCCUGUCGGUCCCCGAAGGCAUUCCUCCCGACAGUGAGCGCAUCUUCCUACAGAACAAUAAGAUCCAUCGCUUACUUCGGGGACACUUCAGCUCCAAUACGGUCACUCUGUGGAUAUACUCCAAUAACAUCACUUACAUUGAGCCGUCCACAUUCCACGGCUUCACGCUGCUCGAGGAGCUGGACCUCGGAGACAACCGCCACCUGCGCUCCUUGGCGGAAGACACGUUCCACGGGCUGAAUCGGCUCAAUGCGCUUCACCUGUACCGCUGUGGGCUCAGUUCACUCCCUAAUAACAUCUUCCAAGGCCUCAGAAACCUGCAGUAUCUCUACUUGCAGGAUAAUCAUCUGAAGUUCCUGCAGGAUGACACAUUUAUGGACCUCCAUAACCUGAGCCACCUGUUCCUGCAUGGCAAUCGUCUGUGGAGCCUUAACCAGAACACGUUUAGAGGCCUUCGGGCCUUGGACCGACUGCUUCUGCACCAAAACCAGAUUGAGUGGGUUGACCGCCUGGCCUUCCACGACCUAAAACGUCUCACCACCCUCUACCUGUUCAACAACAGCCUGAUACAGCUCUCCGGACAGUGCCUGGACACACUGCCCGCAUUGGAAUACCUGCGCCUCAACGACAACCCCUGGUCAUGUGACUGCAAGGCCCUGUCGUUAUGGGAAUGGUUGAAGCGUUUUCGAGGCUCUACAUCUUCAGUGGGUUGCCAGGCGCCAGCUGAUAUGAUUGAUAACGACCUCAAGGAGCUGCGCAAGGAGGACUUCCCCAACUGUUCACCAACCGUUCCUAAUUCUGAGUCCAGAGCCCAGACCAACAAUGUAUCUGGCACGGUGAAUCCGUCCCUUAAUCAUGGUGGGGUGGUGGGCUCUGGAGGGCAGACCCACAUUGUGCACCCCUCAAGGCCUGGCCGCUCUCGGAACUGCACAAAGCCUCGUAACAGGGGCAAGGGGAAGGGUGACAAUGAGGUCAUGGCAGACAAGGAGGAUUCCUCCCCAGAUUUCACAGACGGGGGCAAACAUGACCACACAUCCCCAGACGGCACCGUCACACGGAGGAAGCACAAGUGUACUGCCCGGACCACUGUUCGCCCUCCUAGUGGGGUUCAGCAAGCCAACAACAGGGCAACCUUAUCCCAGUCAUUACUACAUGUCUGUGCCCUCUUUGCGGCCUUGAUAAUGACAAAUAUUGAUUUCAUUCUCCGUUGA